Messenger RNA from Entelurus aequoreus (snake pipefish), 1841 nucleotides. RefSeq names its product pleckstrin homology domain containing, family D (with coiled-coil domains) member 1 (gene plekhd1). Lineage: Eukaryota; Metazoa; Chordata; Actinopteri; Syngnathiformes; Syngnathidae. Bases 167 to 1723 code for a protein of 518 amino acids. The transcript is spliced from 14 exons. The record is from RefSeq and is a predicted model, not a curated record.
UGUGCAGCAUGUGUGGAGAAUUAGCGCGUGCAGUCGUCAUAAUUCUGCCCCCAGUAAUCUGAAGUCCACACAGAUGUCCCAGCAUCCUCCCUCCCUCCCUCAGCCUACAGCUGAUGAGCAUAUUGGCAGCUGCAUCGUUCCGCCCUGCUGAGUUAUUGAGGUGAGGAUGUUCUCGUCCUCGUCCAGAAGCUUCGUGUUGUCACCCUGGUCGUCCAUGGAGCAGUCGGACUCGGAAGCGUUGGACAUCAGCACCAAGGUGCAGCUGCACGGCGUCCUGUGGAAGAGACCCUUCGGACGACCCUCGGCCAAGUGGUCCCGCAGGUUCUUCAUCAUCAAGGACAGUUUUUUGUUGUACUACGCUGAGAACGAGAAGAGGAGCUUUGACAGCAGCAGGAUCUUCAACAUCCACCCUAAGGGAGUGAUUCCUCUAGGAGGAUGUGUGGUGUCAGCCACAGAAGACAUGGGUAUGCCCUUUGGCCUCGUCAUUAGCCUGGAAGACUUCUCUGGCACCAUCGUGGUGGCUGCUGAGUCGGAGGAGGAGCAGCUGCACUGGAUGGAGAUGCUGCAGGAGUCAGGCAAAGUCACGUGGAAGAACGCCCAGCUGGGCGAGGCCAUGAUCGAGAGUCUGGAGGCUCAGGGUCUGCAGCUGGCCAAGGAGAAGCAGGAGUACCUUGAUAAACUGAUGGAGGAGACGGAGGAGCUGAGUCAGCAGCGAGCACAGAGAGAAGAGCUGCAGCGUCUCAAUCAAGUUCUGGAGGAGGAGAAGAUGAAGUUUGAGGAGGUGGUGAUGGAACUGAAGGCUGAGCAGGAGCAAAUUAAACUAGAUCUGGACGGCACGACUCAGUCUCUGCGAGGCGUGGAGAGCGAGAAGGAGGAGCUGAGCAGUCUGACCGUCAUGCUGCAGAAGUCCAUCGAGCAACUCUCUGAGGAGAAGCAGAGAACUUUGGAGCUGCUGGAGGAAGAGAAGGAGGGGGCGGGAGAAGAGGAGGAGGAUGACGACGAGGUGGAGGAGGAGGAGGAGGAGGAAGAGAACAGGAAGUGUCAGGAGGCCAAGGAGUUGGGGAACUUGGACCUUCUGCAGGAUCUUCAUCACAUUGAGGAGCAGAUGAAGCUGCUGCUGAAGGAGAAGGAGCAGGCUGAUGAGAAGCUGAGGGAGAACCAGCAGCGGGCGGAGGUUCUCCAGCAGGAACGGGAGUUUUACUCCUCCCAGGCCAGAACGCUGCAGCAGUCGCUCUCCCAGCUCACUGCAGACAAGCAGCAGACGGAGGCGGAGCUUCAGGUGGAGAUUGAGGCGCGCGUGGAGCUGGAGAAGCGUCUGAAGCAGGCGGAGGAGGCCCUGCAGGACCUGGAGAAAGGCCUGAACUCUCUGGAGCGCAGCAAGGAGCGAGAGGAGAAGAUGAGGGGCGACGUCACUCAGCUGAGGCGCUUCUUUGAGGAGUGCAUCUGUGCGGCCGAGAUAGAAGCCAAGCUGCCGGCCAUCAUGAAGAACGCCGUCUAUCUCCACAAGGCGGCCGCACGCCGCAUCAAGAGCUGCCGCAUCCAGAGGAGAGCUUCUAGACGCCACUGGUUGCAACACUCCAAGUCCUUGGCCACAGCGAGCGAGGAGGGCGGCAGCAUGGAGGAGCUGAGGGAGACGGCGCGCAGGCUGACCUGUGACAGCAGCUUCAGGGAGGACGUGUACAAGAUCAUGGCGCGUAAGGACGCCAGCUUUGACCAAGACUGACGCACACUUCACACCACCUGCUUCACCUUCUUUAGGCUCCUAGCUUGUAGGCUCAAGUAGCUUUGUUUUGCCCACCACAUUAAAUCUGCACUUCAAAAAACACAACUUCUUUCAUCUU